CAAUGACGGCCGCCGUGGCAGGGCCCGGGCGCCUCCCUCUCCUCGUCAUUCUGGGCGCCACGGGGACCGGCAAGUCGAAGCUCGCCAUCGAAAUGGCGAGGAGGUUCGGCGGGGAGGUCAUCAGCGCCGACUCCAUGCAGGGGCUGGUCGUCUCACGAAGGGGCGGUCCCUGGUGCGUGCUGCUCGGCAUGGCGACUCGCGAUCGACUAACGAUUUCCGCGGGCCCGCCACAAAUGACCAGGUGUUGAAGAAGAAUGGGACCUCGUGAUGCUGUCCGUUAUCCGGUUUACCGAGGCCUGGACAUCAUCACUAACAAGGUGACGGAAGAGGAGCAGAAGAUGUGUCCUCACCACAUGAUCAGCUUCGUGGAUCCCCUCGUCACCAACUACACCGUCACCGACUUCCGCAACAAAGCGCUGCCCAUCAUUGAAGGCCUCUUUGCAAAGAGGAAGCUGCCCAUCGUGGUGGGAGGAACCAACUACUACAUCGAGGCCCUGCUGUGGAAGGUGCUGCUUGACUCGAAGGUCGACCGAGCCACGGCGGAGGAGGGUGGCAGCGAUGGUUGGCGCGAAGACCGGAAGGAGGCUCUGGAGAGGAGCGACCCCACGGAACUCCACCGGAUGCUGUCUGAGGUCGACCCCGCCAUGGCCGCCCGCAUCCACCCCCACGAUGUGCGCAAGUUGGCACGGAGCCUGCAGGUGUACGAGGAGCUGGGAGUCCCGCACAGUGAGCUGCUGCUCAGACAGCAGCUGGAGGAGGGAGGGGGCCCACUCGGUGGGCCGCUGAGGUUCCCCCUCACCUGCAUCCUGUGGUUACACGCGCAGCAGGAUGUGCUCGGAGAACGUCUGGAUGCGCGCGUGGAGCAGAUGAUGUCCCAGGGCCUCUUAUCGGAGCUGUCGCUCUUCCACCAGCGCCACAACCAGCAGCGACUCGCCAGUGGCAGCCAUGACUAUGAACACGGCCUCUUCCAGUCGAUCGGCUUCAAGGAGUUCCACGGAUUUCUGACGCGGCCAGCGGAGUGCAGGCCCGAGCAGGAGGCGGCCCUGCUGCAGCAAGGUGUUGAGGCGCUCAAACUGGCGACACGGCGCUACGCGCGCAAGCAGAACAAGUGGGUGAAGAACCGCUUCCUCAAACGGCCCGGCCCCGCGGUGCCGCCCGUGUACGGGGUGGACGUAACAGACGUGUCUCGCUGGGAGGACACGGUGCUGGAGCCUGCGCUGCGCAUGCUGAGCAGCAUCGUGAAGGGUGAGACACCGCCGGUGGAGCCCCUUUGCCGGGAGCCGGUGGAGCCGGGGUCCAAACGACGACGCCACGAUUGCUCUGCGUGUGGCCGCGUGGUGAUGGGGGACGAGCCGUGGCGAGCGCACCUCAAGUCCAAGGGCCACCAGCACCACUUGCGGCGAGAGAGGAACCCUCAUGGUGAUCGCGGGCGAGCGCACGACAGCGCAGCGACUCCCCCUGUGACGCCGCUCACCGAGGUCACGGCUACCUCCUAACGCCGACUUCCGCACCACGCCAUGCCGCUUCACCGGAGACAAAACCCGAGACGAGUUCACGCGACCACGUGCACCGCUCUCCGUUCCAGACUUGUCGAGGUCUCCUUGACAUUUUAGACCGCGUUCACACGGUGUGCCUUUUAUUUUGGAGCACGUUGAAAGCCUUGCGGCCGCGAGAGCCGAUUAAAUGGUGGUUUUACGAUGGGCCCGGCUCGCGACCGCGGAGUUAAGGAUGAGCCGACGUCUUGUAAAUGAAACCACACACGGGCACACGUCCCGCACGCUCGGCACGAAGGAAUUGAGGAAGCUCGGCGGGUGGAGCCGUACUCCCGCACGGCGCGGGAACGCGGCACGACGGAGUCGCCGACACGGCACUGAGCACCCGGUACGGCCGCCUGCAACGUGGAACCCCACCCCACCCGGUCCAUGCCGUGCCUAGCGAUAGAUGUCCGAUGCACAGGGUUCACGGGGGCAGGGCGCACGUCACUUGGUUAAGCUUCUGCGGAUCUGCUGGGCUCGUUGCUGGAGCUUUGUGCAGUGGGGGUGCUGCCGACCAGUGCUUGCUGGAGACCUGCCUUUGUCCUCGGUAGAGAUGACGCGAUUGCUGUCGACGCCACUCGGGAAGCACGUGCGUGUGAGGAGGGUUACCAUGGAAAAACCUACAUUCGUUUUUAACGCCGGCUCCCCGUUAUCCCUGCCGGCUAAAAAUAAAGCGCCAGUUACAUUUUUA
Messenger RNA from Lethenteron reissneri (Far Eastern brook lamprey), 2226 nucleotides. It is a transcript of the gene TRIT1, whose product is annotated as tRNA isopentenyltransferase 1. NCBI's taxonomy places the organism in Eukaryota, Metazoa, Chordata, Hyperoartia, Petromyzontiformes, Petromyzontidae. The record is from RefSeq and is a predicted model, not a curated record. Gene Ontology annotation, molecular function: tRNA dimethylallyltransferase activity. Gene Ontology annotation, cellular component: mitochondrion. Gene Ontology annotation, biological process: tRNA modification.